This is a messenger RNA of Drosophila busckii, 2256 nucleotides long. It is a transcript of the gene Hr78, whose product is annotated as nuclear hormone receptor HR78. The transcript is spliced from 4 exons. The coding region runs from base 310 to 2238 and encodes 642 amino acids. NCBI's taxonomy places the organism in Eukaryota, Metazoa, Arthropoda, Insecta, Diptera, Drosophilidae. Gene Ontology annotation, molecular function: RNA polymerase II cis-regulatory region sequence-specific DNA binding; nuclear receptor activity; zinc ion binding. The record is from RefSeq and is a predicted model, not a curated record. Gene Ontology annotation, biological process: regulation of transcription by RNA polymerase II; anatomical structure development; cell differentiation.
UGAAGAAAAUUUUGGCUGCUGCCAAGAAGCUCAUUUUAAAUGGCUUUUAAAACUUUAAUUUAAACAAAAUAAACUUUAAAGUGCAAAGACACAAUAACCAGUGAUAGCAUAAGUUAAAAAUUAUGUUUUUAAAUGAUAUAUAGUGACUUUCUGUGUUCUUAUUGAGAAGCGCACACACGCACUACUUGCUUACCCCACAUUCUCAUACACACACAUACAGUCAAACAAAAAACAAGUUCUAAUAAGAAAAUCAAAGUACUACACAAAGAAAAACGUAGCCCCAGAGCUUGCAGUUUUCAACUUGACUUUAUGAUGGGCACAAGCAGUGGCUUUAAAACUGAAGGCACCAGCGGCAGCUUUAAAACCGAAGAAUCACUAUCAAUGUCAUUAAAUAGCAAUGCAGCAGCCGUAGCAGCAGGCAAUGCAGCGAGUAGUGCUGCUGCUGCUGCUUCGCUGUCCUCCGUUGAGCUUUGCCUGGUCUGCGGAGAUCGUGCCUCGGGACGUCACUAUGGCGCCAUAAGCUGUGAGGGCUGCAAGGGCUUCUUCAAACGUUCCAUACGCAAGCAAUUGGGCUAUCAAUGUCGCGGCGCGAUGAACUGCGAGGUCACCAAACACCAUCGCAACAGGUGUCAAUUCUGUCGGCUACAAAAGUGUCUGGCCAGCGGCAUGCGAAGUGAUUCUGUGCAGCAUGAACGCAAACCCAUUGUGGACAGACAAGAGCGUAAGCCUAUUGCGGACAGACGGGAAGCGAGUACAAGCAAUUGUAUUGCAGGCAGUUCCAGCGUUGGCUCCAAUGCUGCUGCAGCGAGCAGCAGCAAUAGCUCAUCCAAGUCGUGUUAUCAGCAAUCACGUGUGAAGCAGGAGCAGCAGCAGCAGCAGCAACAACAGCAGCAACGGCAGCAACAUGCAACUGCAGCAGCGCUAUUCCAGCACGCUGCCACGCCUCCUAUGGGCAGCGCAGCCAGCACGCCUUUUGGCUUAAGCGAGAAUAUCUUUCCCAUGAGCCUAAACUUUGCCGAGCUUACACAGACGUUGAUGCUUGCAUCGCAACAACAACAACAGGCUAGCAACAGCAGCGCACCGUUGUGCUACUCGCCCGAGCUAAGCAAGCCAGAGGUAGAGGACGAUGAUGAUGACUCCAUGGAUAACAGCAGCAGCUUGUGCCUGCAAUUGUUGGCCAACAGCGCCAGCAACAACAACUCCCAGCAUUUGAAUUUUAAUGCAGCAGCAGCCGCCGCCGCCGCUGCUGGCAGCGAUCCAGGCAGCGCGCUGCCUACACCCGCUACAGUGGGUCUCAUACAGAGCUCGCUGAACAAGCGCAUCAUAGAUCGCGCCCUACAAAUGCUGCAGCCCAUACAGCAGCAGCUGGAGCGGAAUCAAAGCGUGUCGAGCAACGCCACAAGUUUGAACAUUAAGCCCGAGUGUGAAUCAGAUGCAGAUGAUAGCGGCACAGAGGAUGUAGACGCUGAUCUAGUGGAGCAUAUGGAGUUGGACUUUGAUUACUGUAAUCGCAGUGAUUUUGUGGCCAAUGAAGCCAUCUUUGCACAGGAUUUGUUUGUAAAUGAAGCGCAGUGUGCGUUCCAUGUGCAGCCACCAACACUAGUGCAUUCGUAUCUGAACAUGCAUUAUGUCUGCGAGACUGGUGCACGCAUUAUCUUCCUGACCGUGCACAUGCUGCGCAAAGUGCCCGCUUUUGAGCUGCUGGACACGUACACACAGAUGAAACUGUUGCGCGGUUCCUGGCCUGCUUUGUUGGCUGUGGCGCUAGCACAAUGCCGCCAACUGGCUGUGGGCACCAUCAUUGGUCAGCUGGUGCAGAGCGUGCGUCAGUUAGCAGAGCUUGAGAAGAUGGAGCCACAAAAGAUAACUAAGCUGGCGCAGAUUACACACACCUUGCAUCACUUUGUGCAGGAGAUGCAAUCACUAGAGCUUACAGAUUUGGAAUUUGGGCUGCUGCGUCUGAUAGUGCUCUUCAAUCCGAUGCAAUUGCAACAGCAGCGACGUGAACGAUCACUGCGCGCCUAUGUGAAGCGCGUGCAGCUUUAUGCCAUGGCCACAUUACGGCGUCAAGCUGGUGGUGAGGAGCGCGCCAAUGUGCUCUUUGCUACUCUGCUGCCGCUAAGCGGCCUGGAGUCGGAGCUCACCGAAGAGCUGUUCUUUGCCAAUCUGGUGGGACAAAUGCAAAUCGAUGCUAUGAUACCAUUCAUACUAAUGAUGUGUAACAGCAACGGACUCUAGACACAACAUAAAAAGACU